Molecule: messenger RNA, 267 nt
Organism: Psilocybe cubensis
Lineage: Eukaryota; Fungi; Basidiomycota; Agaricomycetes; Agaricales; Agrocybaceae
Exons: 2
Coding region: 1-267 (88 amino acids)
Source: RefSeq, a predicted model, not a curated record
AUGUUCAGACUGACCAUCAUUCUCACCUGCCUGGCAGCUCUCCUCCAAACCUCCAUGGUGGCCUCUGCUCCCAUUCCUGAUGAGUCAACGGGGGAGACAGACGCCAUCCUUCCAGGAUACGGUGACCAUUUCUACGGCGAUUUCGGUGGCCGAAUUCGAUAUCCCCAGCUUAAGGGAGGAAUUGAGCACACUGGCCUAGCCAACCUUGCAGAUAAUGUUGGAGAUGCCCUGGCUUCUGUGGGUGCUGGCCUUGGAGGUCUGCUGUAA